GUCAUCUAUUUGGAAGAGGCAUUCUCCGUGAAAGCAACCGAAGAUCGGAAAGAUUAAUACUCUCAUCUGCAGUUUCCAGGUACAUGAAAGUCGAACUGAGGAACCUUGACUGACCAGUAGAGUAAAGAUGGUGCUCCUCACAACUCUUUGCCUGAUCUCUAUUCUCCAGUUGCUCACAGCUUUGGUUUCUUGUGACCAUAUCAAUUUCUACAAUGUCCGGCCCCCUGUGGAUGCAACUCCAUUCCCAAAGAGCUUCAAAUGUUUCACCUGUGAGCAGGCCUCUGACAACUACAACUGUAAUCGCUGGGCCGAGGACAAGUGGUGUCCACAAAACACACAGUACUGUAUGACAGUUCACCACUUCAGCCAUCACGGGAAGACCAAGUUUGUGACUAAGAGGUGUGCAGCGCGGGAGGAGUGUCACAUGUCAGGGUGCCGCCACCACAGAGACACGGGCCACACGGAGUGUAUUUCCUGUUGUGAGGGGAUGGUCUGUAACGUGGAGGUCCCCACCAACCGCACAAAUGCCGUGUUCGCCAUGCGGCAGCAGGUGCCCAACUCUGCCGUGUCCGGCCACAGAGAGGCCUGGUCGACCCUGCUCUUUAUCGCCCCCGUCCUGAUCAGAGUCCUUCCACUGUGACACCAGCACACACACACACACACCAGAAGUAACCCUCAGCCACAGAGAGGGCGGUUCCACCCAUAGAUGUGUAGGUGUCAGUAGACCAGGUCUCUGGUCAGCAGGACUGGCCAUCCCGGUCGACUCGGGUCGGUCCAUCAGGAUGGUGGACGUCCUGGUUUGUCACAGGGCUGCAUCCACAAGCCUGAGAGACUGAAUGACGUGCACACAUUUGUUCCCUUGAGCAUGAACACCUCCAAUCACAGGAGAUUGUGUAUGCUGGUCUGAGAAGGAGCGAAUGGACUCUUGUGACCAACAACUAAGGAUUGAACCUCUGGACUUGCAUGAGAUGAGCUCCUUGUGUUGCACUAGUGGUAUGAAAGGACCAAUCAGCUGGCUGCAUGGGCAGUGUAAUCCCGAAAAGGAACCUCUAAGGUGCUGACUCUACUCAGACUUUAUGACUGGAUGCUCUUAUGUUGGGAAUAUGUGAAGUUGUCGACUUUGAAUCUAGGAACAUUCAGCCUGAGCAGUAUGAGGGGACAACAUUUCUUAGCAACUGAUGAACUUUGAAGAUAGCCUCUGACCACGGCACUAUUGUGUUAUUCCUGAGGAACAACUCAAGCACUACUAAGAGUGUUAUGGACAUUACACUAGAGUGUAUUGGAGACAGCUGCAAGGUCAUCUGCUUAUAUCUUAGGCAGUUUGGCAUGUCAUUUCUUUUGCAAUCAGUAAUGUAGACCUUUUAAAAAUGCAAUUAUUGAUAUCAAGAUGGCCUUUCACUAUAAUCAAAUUAAAAGGCUGAUAUCAAAUCUGAAGGACACACAGAGUGGGUAUUCUUGUCAUAUCAGCAUGUAAUUCAAGAACAAUGUAUGGACCUGUGACAUUUCCACUGUACUCCUUUUGAUGACUUCCACGUUUUUAAAAGGCAUUACAAACAGGAAGUUACGACGAUUUCACACUUUAGCAUCAGUCUGGUGAAAUAAGGCCAAAGUAAUAGGUCUCCUUGUGUAAGUGCCAUCAUACGAAUCAUGUGAUGAAAAAAAUAUGACAUAAUAAAACCUUUCA
Molecule: messenger RNA, 1684 nt
Organism: Alosa alosa (allis shad)
Lineage: Eukaryota; Metazoa; Chordata; Actinopteri; Clupeiformes; Clupeidae
Gene: lypd6b
Product: LY6/PLAUR domain containing 6B
Exons: 5
Coding region: 128-640 (170 amino acids)
Molecular function (GO): acetylcholine receptor regulator activity
Source: RefSeq, a predicted model, not a curated record